Messenger RNA from Ceraceosorus bombacis, 1353 nucleotides. NCBI's taxonomy places the organism in Eukaryota, Fungi, Basidiomycota, Exobasidiomycetes, Ceraceosorales, Ceraceosoraceae. The record is from the annotation of a GenBank genome assembly.
AUGCCCGGUACAGUUCCAAAAGCCUUCGAUCCAAUACUCGUCUCCUCCUCCUCUUCCUCGGGUCUCACAAAAGCAGCAGUCGUUGACGACGCGUCCUCAUCGACGUCUCUCAAGGUCAGCGCAGCACCAUCAGGGCAUCCAGCCGCUGGAGUCGCAUCUCAAGGCGCCGCACAAGCAGUUGCUUCAGCUGCACCGACUGCCGCUCUUGCCCCUACCAACAUUGCGGCAAAGAUGACCGCGCAACCUGCCGCUGGACCGAUCGAGCCCAAGGGCAAAAGCAAGGGAAAGAAGGGCAAAUCAAGCAGAGCAAAGAGCGAGGAAGCUGCGAUCCAACAAGAUGGUGCCCUGAAGCAGUUCGUAGAGACAUCUGGUCACUUCAGUCUUGUUCGGUGAGCUUCAAGUGUGCCGCAGCGGAGCAUAAGUUGCGAAAUCACGGCGCGGACCCGUGUCGUCGUACCUGCUGACCGCUCCCAACACUGGUUCGCAAUACCUGCCAACAGGAACUUCCAUCUUGCAGACGCAUUCACCCUGAUGAACGGGUUCUGCGGAGCGCAAUCGCUCUUUGCAUCAGCUCGAUACCUCAUCACUUCUGAUCCCAUUCACGCCUGGCAUGCUCUUUGGUUCCCGGUAUUCGGCGCAAUCUUCGAUCUGCUGGACGGAAAAGUUGCGAGGUGGCGCAACAGCAGCUCAAUGCUGGGACAAGAGCUGGACAGCUUAGCAGACUCGGUAAGUGAAAGCUUGCUUCGACGAGUGGCGCACAUGAAUUCUGAACCUUUGCGGCUUCCCUUCUCUUUGAAAUGACAGACGUCCUUCGGAGCUGCGCCUGCCUUUGCCGCCUUUGCCCUUGGCUUGCGCACUCCCUUGGACUCUAUCAUCUUGACCGCCUUUGUGUGCGCCGGCAUCGCUAGACUUGCGAGAUUCAACGUGACCACCGCUUCCAUUCCGCAUGACGCGACAGGUAAAGCUCGGUACUUCGAGGGUUUGCCUAUCCCAUCAUCUCUCAUCCUGGUUGGAGGCAUGGCGAUCUGCAUGCUGGCUGGUCGAGUCGCUCCUGGCGGACUGCCCCUCGUGCUUGCCAAAGAGCGCGGAGUGGGUCAAGACGGAUUCAACUUUUUUGGAGCUCUGAGGGACAUCAUCCCAGGUGCCAACGCUGGCGAUGGUGUUCCACUCGGCACGAUCGGAUACGACGUCUCGGCUCACGUCGCCAAGUCUUUGAUCGAGUUUGGACUGCCAAGGAGCGCUGCGCUCACCAUCGCUUCGUACUCCAAAGUUGAAGUCCACAUCUUGUCCUUGGUAUGGCUCACCUGGGCCGCACUCUUCAUCAGCAAGACGAUCAGGAUUCCAAAGCCCUGA